GGAUGUAAUUCAGAAGAAAUUCCGGUUCCCGAUUUUUAUGGUAGAAAUUCGCCUAUAUCUGUUUUCUGCCGGUUAGUUCUGUAGUUUUUACUUGAACUAUGCCGGGCCCGUACAAAGAAACGGACCUGACGGAGAGGGUCGAAGCUUUCCUGUCGGACCUGAAGCGGGGAGGCAGCGGAACCGGACCUCUGAGAGGUUCGGCUGAAACGGCCAGAGAAACGACGGCGCUACUCCGCAAAAUUACCGCCCAGGCUCGGUGGAGCAGCGCAGGUGAUCUCAUGGAGAUCAUCCGUAAAGAGGGCAGGAGAAUGACCGCUGCUCAGCCUUCAGAGACCACCGUUGGUAACAUGGUCAGAAGGGUGCUGAAGAUCAUCAGAGAGGAAUACGCCAGAUCUCGAGGUAGCAGUGAAGAAGCAGACCAACAGGAGUCGCUCCACAAGCUCUUGACCUCUGGAGGACUCAGCGAGGAGAACUUCAGGCAUCAUUUUGCUCCUCUUAAAGCUAACGUCAUCGAGGCCAUCAACGAGUUGCUGACGGAGCUGGAGGGAACGACUGACAACAUUGCGAUGCAGGCACUGGAACACAUUCACUCCAACGAGGUCAUCAUGACAAUCGGGCGCUCUCGCACCGUAGAGGCCUUCCUCAAAGACGCUGCGCGGAAACGCAAGUUCCAUGUCAUCGUAGCAGAGUGUGCACCCUUCUGCCAGGGACAUGAAAUGGCCACCAGCCUAUCAAAAGCGGGCAUAGAAACAACCGUGAUUGCAGAUGCGGCCAUAUUUGCGGUCAUGUCUCGAGUUAAUAAGGUCAUCAUCGGUACUCAGACAGUCCUAGCAAAUGGUGGUUUGAGGGCCGUCAAUGGAACACAUACACUUGCCCUCGCGGCCAAACAUCACUCAACACCUCUCAUCGUUUGUGCUCCGAUGUUCAAGCUCUCACCUCAGUUUCCAAAUGAGGAAGACACCUUCCAUAAAUUUGUUUCCCCACACGAAGUCCUCCCUUUCACCGAAGGUGAGAUCCUCUCUAAAGUCAACGUACACUGUCCAGUGUUCGACUACGUUCCUCCUGAGCUCAUCACUCUCUUCAUCUCCAACAUUGGAGGACAUGCACCCUCAUACAUUUAUCGACUAAUGAGUGAGCUUUACCACCCGGAGGACCACGAGCUUUAAUCGCUCUGACCCAGCACCAACAUGCGAUGGUUUGAGCCCACUGAGGACGAUGUGGAUCCAGGUCCGGAGACUAGCGGUGCUUCCUGGAGUUGCUGGCAGCAGGGAUGGUCCUGCUGUUUUAUUUCUUCUUAUCUUCUCUUUUCU
Molecule: messenger RNA, 1310 nt
Organism: Nothobranchius furzeri (turquoise killifish)
Lineage: Eukaryota; Metazoa; Chordata; Actinopteri; Cyprinodontiformes; Nothobranchiidae
Gene: eif2b2
Product: eukaryotic translation initiation factor 2B, subunit 2 beta
Biological process (GO): translational initiation
Cellular component (GO): eukaryotic translation initiation factor 2B complex
Molecular function (GO): translation initiation factor activity; guanyl-nucleotide exchange factor activity
Source: RefSeq, a predicted model, not a curated record